Molecule: messenger RNA, 921 nt
Organism: Sphenostylis stenocarpa
Lineage: Eukaryota; Viridiplantae; Streptophyta; Magnoliopsida; Fabales; Fabaceae
Source: the annotation of a GenBank genome assembly
AUGGCUCAUUUGUUAGCCUAUGAUACUUGUUCUCAUUUAAGUAGGGCCUUUUUCAAUUACCCUUUUAUUUCUUCCUCUGAGGCUAACAGAAGCAUUGGAUUCACUCUUAAAGCCUGCUCUGAUGCCAAUGCUGGUGAUAAUGUUAAUAGGGUCUUUGUGAAGGAAAAGAAAAAGCUUUAUGGUUUUCCUUCUCUUACUCACCCACCCUUGUUAGGUGAUUUAGAGAAUGGUAUUUCUGUUCAAGGUAAACCUCUGGGUGGAAGUCCCUCCAAACCCUUUUGUUUCCCUGAUCAACAAUUACCCCAGAAACUUGUUGUUGCUGUUGAUGUUGAUGAAGUAUUAGGAAACUUUGUCUCAGCUCUGAACGAGUUCAUAGCAGAUCGAUACUCAUCAAAUCAUUCAGUUUCUGAGUAUCAUGUGUAUGAGUUCUUCAAGAUAUGGAACUGUUCACGUGACGAAGCAAAUACUCGUGUUCAUGAAUUUUUCGAGACAUCAUACUUCAAGUCAGGGAUCCAACCUAUCCCAGGUGCUCUGACGUCCUUGCAGAAGUUAUCAAGAUUUUGUAACCUAUCAGUUGUAACAUCUCGGCAAAAUGUGAUCAAGGAUCACACAAUUGAGUGGAUAGAGAAGCAUUUUUCAGGAUUGUUUCAGGAUAUUCACUUUGGCAACCACUUUGCUCUUGAUGGAGAGUCCAGACCGAAGUCAGAGAUUUGUAGGUCUUUAAAUGCUAAGGUUCUCAUCGAUGAUAAUCCAAGAUAUGCCAUAGAGUGCGCCGAAGCGGGAAUUGGAGUCUUACUCUUUAAUUAUGAAAACUCAUACCCUUGGUCCAAGACUGAUUUUGUUGAUCAGCAUCCCCUGGUGAUCAAAGUUAAGAACUGGGAAGAAGUUGAACAACAAUUGAUGCCAUUGACAGCUUUGUAA